GCAGACAGGGGCAAGAAGGAUGGAGGAGAAGGAGACGGGGUUUCUGAACAAACCAAUGAUAGAAGAAUCAAUGAUCCAGGAUGAUCAACAAAGGCUACUCGUCAUGGAAGAGCUACACGCGAUUGGGAAAAAUGCAGAACAAGCUUUCCUCGAAAACUUGGCAGCUAGGCAGCAACAGCAGAAUCUGAUGAGGAAACAGGAACAAGAGCAAGAGUUCAGUAAUCAGAACACGAAGGAAGAACAGAGUGACAACAUGGAAUGUGGGGAGGAGGAGGGGACUCAGAGCCUUGAAAGAGAAUCUCGUCAGUCAUUGAAAAGGAGGGAAUUAUCAGAAGAUGGAAAAAAUUCAGAUCAGCAUGAACAGGACACACACCGGAGCAAAAGAUUUCAUAACAGUAGGGAGGAUAAACGGAAGGAGGGGAGUCAAACAACGGGUAUAAAGGAGGAUUCACGGCAAGGAAAAAGGGGCAGUACCCAGCAAACACCACCGUCGGGUAGCGGACAAGAAAUGGACUCCAGUGAUUCGUACGGGGAAAGUGCAGCAAAAGGGGAGUCGGAAAGGGUGUCUGAAGAGGAAGGAGCAAAGGGAGUUUCCACAGACGAAGCGGAAGAUAGAAGGAUGCAUAUGAGGAAUGCGGAAAGUAUGACUGAGGAAGAAAUUAGACAAGCGGAGGAGGAUCAGCGGGACUGCUCUGAAGAUUGGGAUAAUGAGAGCUCAUCAGAAGAGGACAAUAUGGAGGAGGAGAUCAUCACACUAGAGCAGUGGAAGCAGGAGGUGGAACAACUACAAUGGGGACGUACAGUAGAACGCGAAAUCAGAUUGGCGCACCACAAACAUCUCAGAAACCUGAAGCAUGCAACGCAACAUGAUGAAUACGCUAAGAGUUUCCAAUGGCCCAACACAUAUCAGAGCAAAGCCAGCAAGGAUGGUAAGAGGAAGCGGAAAACACAGGCGGAGGAGGAACAGGAAAGCAGAGCGGAACAGACUACGAAGGAAGCAAACCAGCAACAAGAGGGAGAUGAGCAAAAAGAGAAGGAGGAUCUGCAAAGGCAGGCAACAAUUCUGGAAGCUCAGGCAGAAGAGGACCAGAGGGAGAGUUCAGAAAAAGAAGACAGCGAAUCCUCAACGGGGGAAGAAGAAGAAGAGGAGGAGGAGGGCCAGGAGGACACAGAUGUGGAGGAUUGGACAAGGGACCGGUGGAUUAAGGAGGUGGAACAGUUGGAAUGGGGCAGGACGAUCGAGUGUGAAAUCAGGUUGGCCCACCACAAACAUUUGAGGAACCUACAACUAGCCACACAAGCAGGUGAAGACAUCACAUCAGAAAACAGGUUCGAACUGCUAAGGAGGGAGGGGGAAAUCAAUGAGUUUUAUGCAUCCCAAUAUGCAAGAAAGAGCUGCACAAUAAGGAAUGAGAUUUGCAUACAGCAGGAGGAGUAUGGGAGGUUAUUUCAAUGGCCAAAGAGUUAUUACAACAAGGAAAGGAAGGGAGACAGCAAGAAAAGAAAGGCACAAUCGGCAGAGGAGCAAGGCAGUUCAGCCAAUGGGGUGAACGAUUCUAUGGACGGGGCAGCAAUGGAGGAGGAUCAGGAGAAGAGAGAGAGUGAAGAGGAGGAGGUUCAGGACUUGAGAAGGCAAGCAGCAAUCUUGGUGGUGCAGGUAAACCUGCUCAAGGAUGAGAACAGAGAGUUGGAGGACGACACAGUGAACGUGCAAAAGAUAGCAAAAGGCCGGUGGAAGGAGAUAGAAGCUGCGACCCGCCUGAAAACCAAGAAUGGGACAAGGAGGAGAGCGGUCUUACCUUGCAGAUGGAAUGCAAGACACUCGGACUGGGAGGUGGCAAUCAACCAAUCCCUUCAGUUGCUAACGGCCCCGAUCGAACAAUGCUCAGGCCCGGACCUUCAGAGAUUAAUAGGGGGAGAGAUGCCAUCUCGAGCGUUGUUAUUGAGGGAGGGAGAAGCUGAGCCAAUGACAAUAGGGGAGGAAGGUGACGAGGAGACAACAACUGACUUUGGCCCGUUGMUUCUUCAAAUGGGGCCAGGUUCCGAACUCAGGGAGGGCCUGAUCUGGAUGCCGUGGCAGGUGGUGGAGACCAUCCCUUACGGGCUGCUGGGAGGGCGAUUUGGCGCGGAAUGGGUGGCGAGGCUCACAACGGUCGCUGUGAAGAUGGAGGCUUUCGUUUGGAAGCCAGAAUUCUUCGAGAAGAAGGUAAGUGAGGUAGCAACGGUCUUAGAACUCACUGCACUUGAUACUUGAAAACGGAAGAAUAGAGGAGAGGUCCACAUGUUAACGAGGAGACCCAAUGGAGAGAGGAGAGUCAGAAAGACCAAGAAAGUGGAGUAGAAGGAUUGAUAGGGGGAAGGGUCCUCCGGAACUCAAAAUAACAUCAUGGAAUGUGAAUGGGCUAGUUGGGAUUUUAGAGAAUCGAGACAAGUGGCAAAAUAUAGUAAACUACUCUGAAUGGU
Molecule: messenger RNA, 2463 nt
Organism: Chara braunii
Lineage: Eukaryota; Viridiplantae; Streptophyta; Charophyceae; Charales; Characeae
Source: the annotation of a GenBank genome assembly